This is a messenger RNA of Yarrowia lipolytica CLIB122, 1455 nucleotides long. RefSeq lists its product as uncharacterized. Gene Ontology annotation, biological process: transmembrane transport. Gene Ontology annotation, cellular component: membrane. NCBI's taxonomy places the organism in Eukaryota, Fungi, Ascomycota, Dipodascomycetes, Dipodascales. The record is from RefSeq and is a predicted model, not a curated record. Gene Ontology annotation, molecular function: transmembrane transporter activity.
AUGGACUCCUCAUCUCCUGACAAGUCGGUGGCUUGCGGUGAUGGAGACCUGGUGGAGUCGGCUUCGGGUGAAGACUUGCAAAAGACCUCUGUGGACCCCAUCAGUGAGAAAGACGUGCUCACGCCGCAACAAGCCAAGAAACUCAGGUUUGCAACCAGUCUCAAUGUCGGCCUGCAACUCCAGGCGUUUUGUGCAAGUCAUAUCAUCUGCCGAGAUGUGAUUUCGUCGGGAGCGGUUGGAAUCCAGAAAUGGCUGGCUCCCAGACGAUAUGAAUGGUCCAUUGCGUGUUUGUAUUUCCCCUAUGCCGUGCUUCCUCUCGUGUUUGUGUUUCUGUUCAAGCGGUGCAAUCCCCGAAUCUUUCUGGGCUCAGAGAUGUUUCUGUGGGGGCUCAACUGUCUGUUGUUUGCCUUUGUCCACAACUAUGGCGGCAUGAUCAUGGCGAGACUCUUUCUGGGUCUGCUGCUCAACUUUGGCGUCCCCGCCAUGCUCUACGUGGUUUACGAGAACCACGGCAGAUAUAAUGGGCAGUUCAUUCUGGCGUGUGCCUGGGGAGUGUCGUGGUUUUUGGUCCCGUGUUUCGCCAUGAUUGCCAUUGCUCUGGGGCUCAUUCACGACGGAAAGGCCGGCUGGCAAUGGAUGUUCAUCAUCACCGGAACCGCGGGAUGUCUGCAGUCCUCCCUGGUGUUCCUGACACUGCCCGAGUACUUUUACAGCUCGAGGUGGAUUCGAAAGAACGGACUGGCGGCUUACCAAUACUUCAAGGCGUACACCGAGGCAGAUUACGCCAACGGCAACCCCGUGGAACCCACAGAGACGCUGGUGGAGGGACUGGUGAUGACAGUCAAAGACCCGCUGGUGUGGGGCUGCGGUAUCCUGGGCAUGUUCACCAUGUACGGGAUCGGGUCGUGCUACAGCCAGUUCAUGACCUACACCUUUGGCUAUCUCAAGUACUCGCCCGCCGAGGGACAGCUGAUAGUGUGGCCGGUCAUGUUCAUGUGCAUGGUGUGGUGUCUGUUACAGGCGUGGUUCAGCGGCAAGUGGAAAGUCAACUACUACUUUCUGCUUUCCAACUAUGUGUUUGCCAUCAUUGGAUGGGCCCUAGUGGUCUGCCAGCCGUCGGAUCACAAUCUGUGGAUCAUGUAUGGAGGCGCGUGGUUUGUGUUGCCCAACAUGGUGUCUGCUUUUGUGACCAAUGCCUGCUGGCUGGGCAGCAACGUUCAGGGUCGAAACCGCCGGCUGAUGAGCUUCACCGUGUUUGCCAUGAUCGUCAACUGGUUUGGCGUUCUCGAGUUUCGAACGCACACCCACAGGGAGAUUCCUGUGUUUCACCGGGCUGGGUGGAUCGAUAUGGGGUUCAUGAUUGGCGCGUGUUUUCUGAGCACUGCUGUUUUUCUGUGGUUGCGGCGGCUCAAUCGGAACGGUGGUGGUCGAAAUGGGUUUGAGUAUUUGUUGUGA